Molecule: messenger RNA, 1583 nt
Organism: Exophiala mesophila
Lineage: Eukaryota; Fungi; Ascomycota; Eurotiomycetes; Chaetothyriales; Herpotrichiellaceae
Exons: 3
Coding region: 156-1406 (416 amino acids)
Source: RefSeq, a predicted model, not a curated record
GUCGACGCAACCGACGAUAUCAGGUGCAAUUCGAGACAUGCAAUAGUUGAAGCGAUUAUCAAUCAUGACGUGCGUUGGUUUUCCCGUGCGCAAGAUCAUUUUUCGGGAAAUUCUUGAAUUAAAGGGCAUUGACAACUUCGAGGCGCCUGACGAAGAUGAGCCUGUCGCAUGAGCGAAGUGAUGCCUUUGCAGAUAUAAUCUCCCUGAACGUGUCCCCUGAAGGGAGUCUACCGCUGACCGAAGAUGCACUUCGUAACGCGACUGUCGCCCUCGAAUCUUCAACGCGAGCCUACAAACAACGGACAGAGGCCCUUCAGUCUCAGCUAGCAGCCCUAAGAGAAUCUUCAAGCGUGUCAGAUGCCAUUCAGCAGACUUCUACCACCCAUGCGUCUUACUUGGGCCAAAGACAAGCAGCUCAGAUCCAGCAUAUCACGUUCGCAAACGAGCAGCUGUUCGACACGCUCAGAACUGAGCUCCAGCUUGAACAAGACAAUGUUGAAAAGCAUGUCAAAGCUGCCCACUUGGACAUCCCAGCCAGACUGGCCUCUGAUGAUCAAAGUCUGCAAGGCCUCAAUGACAUUACACUAAAGUCAUCCAGCUCGCCUCUUGAUGUUGAACAUACUAGAACGAGGAUUGCUGAGCUCAGUUCGGCCCUACACUUCUACCAAGUCCAGACUGUCAAAGAUCUUCUCGACCUCACCUACCUCCAGUGUGUCAUCAGGUCCCCAGAGGAGAGAUCCGAGGCGAACCCAGCUUCUGAGACCUCACGUCAAGUUCAGGACGAUCUCGGAUCUUUAUACUCGGAAAUUGAUGAUGUUGUGGCUAUGACGGUAAGGCAGGAGCAUGGCAAUCCGACUGAGAAGUCACUACAAGCAAUGAUUGGUCUUCGCAAGAAACAGGACCACAUCAGAUCUACAAAGAUUCAUUCAGAACUGUUGUUGCUCACACAGCGCAUGGAACGAGUUGCGACUGACCUGGGGAAUCUCGAGUCUCGGCGACAUGUCCUCAAUGAUUUUGACCUGAGAUUGAAAGGACUCGAGCCUGAGCACCAGGCUUUCCCCAAGACACCGCUACGAAGUACUAGCACGGAAGCAGUCUCUAUCGACUCUCUAGCUAUGAAUGCAGUUUUAAAUCGCCUCGGCAUACCGGCAAAUAGAGACACUUCAUUGGAACACCUCCGCCGCCAAAUCCAGGAUCUAUCAACAAAGCUGCAAGAUCGAUCAACCAUGCAGAUUUUGCAAGUCUUGAGUCAAUCCCGCGAGGCUGUGUCAAGCAGAGCAAGUCAUAUACAGAGAGUUGGGAAUGCUUUGGCCCAUGACAAGUUGAACAUGAGCGAGGUCGGCAAUCUGGAAUCCGCCAUCGUGGAAGCGAGAGCAGAAUUGGGUGCCUUGCCACGAAGCAAUUGAAUUGUGGUCUAGCCCUAUCUAGAUUGGUAAACAAGAAAGUCGUUGAUCAAGAAGAGCAACAGAACAUCGCAAAAGCUAGGACGAAAGCCAAUAAAGGCGAAAGUGUCGUGAUGACAUUGACCGAACCCCGGCAGAUGUAUCUGUUCUAAGACGGUCUAUGUACAUAUAUUGCAGAUG